AUGCUCCUUUCGCGUGUGGCUUCUGCCGUCAAGCUGCCGCGACUCUGCUACGACGCGCCGAGCAGCUGGCCUUCGGAUCUCUUGAAAUCUUUCCUUCCGUUGGGAGAGCCAGGCCAGCCCAGUCCAGAAGCCUUGCGCUUUCUUGAAGGAACUCCUCGGGCCACGCUGACACAGACUCUACUGCAUCGGAGCCUGUGCUGUCUUCCCUUGGAUGACUUUGACAUCAACGCGUGGUUUGACCUCUACCCGUUGCACCUCUUCAGCCACAGUCAGCUUUCUUCGCUCUUCGCUGCUGCCAGCCUGACCCUUCCGAUUCGGCGAGGUCUGGAUGUCGGUGCAGGCGCUGGCGGCGUCUCGGAGCCCCUUCGCGAGGUUUGCAGGUCCCUGAUCGCAGUGGAAACGUCCAGGGCCAUGGCUCGGACCUUAAGGAACCGCGGCCGCGAGACGUGGUGUGAGGACCUGGCGGUCACAGCAGCCGCACGGCAAGCCCAGGGGGAGGAGUUCCAGCUGGUGGCUCUGCUCAAUGUCCUUGACCGCUGUGCAAAGCCGAGGAGCCUCUUAGCAGCUUCCCGACUACUCAUGCCCAGAGGGUCGUGGCUUUUGCUUGCCACGCCACUGCCAUUCCAUGGCGCCUUCUACGGUUGGAGGACAGCUUGGACCGGAUGGCAGGUGGAGAAUUUGGCUCUCGGUGCAGAGGCUUCCUGGGCAGGUCAGGCACAGCGACUGAUCCAAGAGGUGCUGCCGCAAGAAGGCUUCGAGGCUGUCGUGGUUUCACGACUUCCAUACCUGUGUGGCGGAGAUGCCUUCGUAUCAUUCUCCGAGCUGGAUGACCUGAUUGUUCUGGCCAGGAGAAUGUAA
Symbiodinium sp. CCMP2592 is the source of this 858-nucleotide messenger RNA. NCBI's taxonomy places the organism in Eukaryota, Dinophyceae, Suessiales, Symbiodiniaceae. The record is from the annotation of a GenBank genome assembly.